Molecule: messenger RNA, 3489 nt
Organism: Hylaeus anthracinus
Lineage: Eukaryota; Metazoa; Arthropoda; Insecta; Hymenoptera; Colletidae
Product: cytochrome P450 6a8-like
Exons: 11
Coding region: 199-3210 (1003 amino acids)
Molecular function (GO): iron ion binding; monooxygenase activity; heme binding
Source: RefSeq, a predicted model, not a curated record
UUUUUAUGAGGGGAGGAUUAGAAUCUCUGCAUUAUACUGUGGACGACAGUCAGUGCCAGACAGAAAGUAUCGCGUUCGUCAGUAAAAGAUAUCAAACGAGCUAACAAACUCUUCAGAGAAGAUUUCAAAGUGAACAAAGUUUCCAAUUCAGCACAACACCGCUAACAGCCGAAUAAUUGACAAACACACAGAGUCAAUAUGAUCAGCACCAUGGAGCUGAUCUGCGGUAUCGCAGCAGUGCUUCUUGCGAUGUACUAUUAUUUUUCCGCGAAAUUCAAUUACUGGAAAGAUCGUGGGGUACCAGGACCGAAACCUAUGGUACCAUUCGGAAAUUUCAUGGGUCAUACGCUGGGACAAAUGUCAUUAGUGGAGUACGCUAUGAAACUCUACCAGAAGUACAAAGAGGAGCCUAUGGUUGGCAUAUUUGUUAGACGGACACCUACUCUUGUCGUUAACGACGCGGAGCUUGUCAAAGACGUUCUCAUCAAGGACUUUCCUAUGUUCGCGAAUCGAGGAUUCUUGGAAAAUAAAGUGGCGGAUCCGUUGGACCAACAUCUCUUCGUCAUGGAUGCUUCAUCAUGGCGACCGCUGAGGACCCAACUUUCGCCGGUGUUUACCUCUGGCAAACUUAAGGGAACCUUUUCCCUCAUUCUCGACUGUGCUAAACAGCUGGAUGAAUAUCUGGACUACCUAGUAGCAAAACGAGAACCCGUCGAUGUCCGAGAGCUGGCUGCGAAAUUCGCCACCGACGUGAUCGGCAGCUGCGCGUUCGGGAUCGACAUGAACUCUCUAUCAGACGCUGAAAGCGAAUUUCGUAAAAUGGGCAAAGAAGUCUUCGCCAAAGAUUUAAAGGGGGUGCUGAGAUUCCGAGUCAAAGAAUGCAUACCAAAGCUGUUCGAUUUACUUGGUUACGUAUUGCCGUACAACGAAUUAACGAAGUUUUUUAUUAAGAUUACCAGUGAAACACUGGAAUACAGGGAGAAGAAUAACAUCGUUAGGCCCGAUUUUAUGAAUAUACUUCUGGAACUCAGAAGGCAUCCAGAAAAAGUUUCCGAUAUUGAAUUAACGGAAAUGGUACUUGCUGCCCAAGCGUUUGCCUUCUUUGCGGCUGGGUUCGAAACCUCCUCUGGCACCAUUAGCCACGCUCUAUACGAAUUGGCACUCAAUCAGGAUAUACAGGAGAAGUUGCGACAAGAAAUUAACGAAUAUCAUACGAAGUACAAUGGAGAUUGGAAAUUCGAGACCCUGAAGGAAAUGGUAUACUUAGACAAGAUUUUCCACGAAACGUUGAGGAAGUAUCCAGUUUUCGCCUUUUUAAUUAGAGAAGCAACGGGUGACUAUACAUUCCGAGGAACGAAAGUAUCCAUUACGAAGGGCACGAAAGUAUGGAUACCAAUAUACGGCUUUCAUUGGGAUCCAAACAUUUAUCCUGAGCCAGAGAAGUUCAUUCCUGAAAGGUUCGACGAGGACGUGAAAAAGACGAGGCACGCGAUGCAUUACUUACCCUUUGGCGAUGGUCCACGAAAUUGCAUCGGUGCACGUUUUGCAAUCUUUCAAUCGAAAGUUGGAAUUAUUACUAUUAUCCGUAAUUACAAGGUCGACGUUUGCGAGAAGACACCGAUCCCUUACGAAUAUCAUCCACUCGCGUUUGUAUUGGCUCCUAAAAAUGAUUUGUACUUAAAGCUGACCAAGGUCGAAAAGGAAAGACGAUACAGUAUGGCGGACUAUUACAUAAUAUUGGGCAGCCUCGCCAUAACAGUUGUGGCAUUUUGCUACUAUUGCAUUUCCAACUAUGAUUUCUGGAAAAAUCGUGGCAUACGCGGACCAAAGCCCACGAUUUUCUUCGGUAACGUCAAAGAUGUGACCAUGCAGAAAAUAGCCAUAAGCACUUUCGUGAAGAAACUGUACGACGAAUACAAACACGCGCAAGCGAUUGGAAUAUUUCAAGGGAGUACACCUACUCUCGUCGUCAAAGAUCUAGACCUAAUCAAGGACGUCCUUAUUCGAGACUUUCCUCUAUUCGCAAAUCGUGGAAUACCUACGUUCCCAAAGGUGGAACCGCUGUCAGAACAUCUCUUCCUGCUGAAAUCUGAAAGAUGGCGACCGUUGAGGGCAAAACUCUCGCCAGUAUUCACGAGCGGCAAACUGAAAGAUAUGUUUCCUCUCGUGGUGGAGUGCGCGAAUCAUUUGGAAGAAUAUCUGGACAAAUUGGCGAAAAACAAAGAACCCGUGGAAUGUCGCGAUUUGUCAGGAAAAUUCACAACCGACGUAAUCGGUAGCUGCGCUUUCGGUAUCGAGAUGAGCUCGUUUAAGAACGAAGACAACGAAUUUCGUAAAAUGGGCAAACAAAUCUUCCUGCCUUCUACUAGAACAUCGCUUAGGAAUGCCUGUAAACAGAUUGCACCGUUCUUGUAUAGUAUUUUUGGUGGUGUAUUGCAACCACCAGGCAUUGACGAAUUCUUCACAAAUGCGAUCGUUGACGCGAUAAAGUAUAGGAUGAAACACAACGUGGUUCGACCCGAUUUUGUCAACACGCUGAUGGAACUUAAGCAACACCCACAUAAAAUAGAAAACAUUGAAUUGACCGACUCGCUGCUCGCGUCGCAAGCGUUCGUCUUCUUCGUAGCUGGAUUCGAGACUUCCUCGACGACGAUAAGUUUUGCGCUGUACGAAUUAGCCCAAAAUCAAGAAAUACAGGACAAAUUACGAGCAGAAAUCAGGGAGACGUGUCAGGAGGGGGUAACGUACGAAAAAGUGAAACGGAUGAAAUAUUUAGACGCAGUGUUCCAAGAGACGUUAAGAAAGUACCCCGUACUGUCGGUACUAGAGAGACAAGUAUCCGAAGAUUACACAUUCAAAGGCACAAAAAUCACCAUUCCAAAAGAUACGAUAGUUUGGAUACCGGUACAUGGAAUUCAUCAUGACCCUCAAAUUUAUCCAGACCCUGAGAUUUUUAACCCUGAGAGGUUUACCGAUGAUGCUGUCGCUUCCAGACAUCCUAUGAGUUAUCUACCCUUCGGUGACGGACCAAGGAACUGUAUAGGUGCCCGUUUCGCGCAUUACCAAAGCAAAGUUGGACUCAUUACGAUUCUUCGAAACCACAAAGUCGACGUUUGCGAAAAGACAACGAUUCCGUUCAAAGCUAUGAAAGAGUCGUUCCUGUUGGCACUCGAAGGAGGCGUGUAUUUGUCUAUCACGAAAGCAGAAUGACUUUUAUAAAUUUUAUUUUCAAUGCAUAUAUGUUUACGAAAAUUAAAAUAUACUAUCACAGGUAACGAGAUUAAAAACAACAUUGCAAUGAAACAUCGACUAUCGAAGUCUGUGUAAAUAUUAAAGAAAUAUUCAUGAUUUUGUGUACACGUAUAUAUUUAAGAACGAAAGCGUUAGUUACAGAGCGUUUGUGAAAUAGAAACAGACGCCAUCUUUUAAACUGAAUGUAUAACUUUAUAAUUUUGUAAUAAAACCAGCAUAUCUUUGUGUAGUACAACA